CAGAAGCAGUAACCUUCCGCUUUGCCGUUACAGUCCGGUUAUAAAACCAAAACUGAGCUACAAAAACACUCAGGACUUUAACUUUCAUUGCGUUGCGGUGAAUGGAGUUCGACAAGUUCUGCAGUGUGGACAGUUCCGAUCCAUUUUGGGAUUGGAACCGUACAUGGUACACUGCUAACCCAGACCUCACCCAGUGCUUCCAGAACACUGUCCUGGUGUGGCUACCAUGCCUCUACCUCUGGAUGUGUGCCCCCCUCUACCUCCUCUACCUCCGUGGCCAUGACCGUGGCUACAUAUGCAUGAGUCACCUCAACAAAGCUAAAACUGCUGUUGGCCUUCUAUUGUGGAUUAUCUGCUGGGCAGAUGUUUUCUAUUCUUUCUGGGAAAGAAGUCAUGGCAGCAGAGUCCCUGCACCCGUCUACCUAGUCAGUCCAACCCUACUGGGCCUCACCAUGUUGCUGGCCACCAUGUUAAUUCAGUACGAACGUAUGAAAGGGGUUCAGUCGUCUGGAGUGAUGCUGAUCUACUGGCUGCUGGCACUGCUGUGUGCCACAGUAACCUUCAGGUCCAAGAUCCUGCAGGCCCAGGACCAGCUAUCAGCGGUGUAUGUGUGGAGGUACACCACCUUCUAUAUCUACUAUGCUCUGCUGCUGGUUGCUCUGUUCCUGUCCUGCCUGACGGACCAGCCGCCCCUCUUCUCGCAGGCUGUUAAAGACUCGAAUCCCUGCCCUGAGCUUGGAGCUUCUUUCCUCUCCAGAAUAACUUUCUGGUGGAUCACAAACAUGAUGAUGACAGGCUACAAGCACCCACUGGAGGAGAAGGACCUGUGGUCUUUGAACCCAGAGGACCGCUCCCAUAGAGUGGUUCCACAGUUGGUGUGUCGCUGGAAUGCAGAGUGCCAAAAGGUCAAAAGGGCGGAGGAGAAAACUUUGUAUUCCCCCAAGCAGGUCCCGCACAGCGAGGACAAAGAUGGCCGAGCUGUGGAAGAGUCUGAAAUCUUGAUUGUGAAAAACCCCCAAAAAACAAAAGAGCCCUCCCUGCUCUGGGCACUGUGCCUGACCUUCGGGCCCUACUUCCUCAUCUCCUGCCUCUAUAAGAUCAUCCAGGACAUCCUCAUGUUCGUUGGGCCUGAGAUCCUCCGGUAUGAAACCUCAGUUUAUCUCAAACACAUAUGGCUGCUGAUACGCUUUGUCAACAACUCCAGUGCCCCCUCCUGGCAGGGGUACUUCUACACCGCUCUGCUCUUCAUUUGUACCUGUGUGCAGUCCCUGAUCCUCCAGAAGUAUUUUCAUGUUUGCUUUGUCUCAGGCAUGCGUCUGCGCACCGCCAUCAUCGGAGCUGUUUAUAGGAAGGCUUUGGUUAUAAGCAGCGCAGCCCGCCGCACCUCCACGGUGGGAGAGAUUGUCAACCUGAUGUCAGUGGACGCUCAGCGCUUCAUGGACCUCAUCACUUACAUCAACAUGAUAUGGUCUGCCCCUCUGCAGGUGGUGCUGGCCCUUUACUUUCUCUGGCAGAACCUGGGUCCAUCCGUGCUAGCUGGAGUGGCUGUGAUGGUUCUGAUGGUUCCUGUUAAUGCCGUCAUUGCCAUGAAAACCAAAACAUACCAGGUGGCUCAGAUGAAGAGUAAGGACAAUCGCAUUAAGCUGAUGAAUGAGAUGCUAAAUGGCAUCAAGGUGCUGAAACUGUACGCCUGGGAGCUGGCCUUCAAGGACAAGGUGUCUGAAAUUCGUGAGAGUGAGCUGCGGGUCUUGAAGAAGGCCGCCUAUCUGGGUGCAAUGUCCACCUUCACUUGGGUCUGUGCACCUUUCCUGGUUGCCCUCUCCACUUUCACUGUGUACGUGCUGAUUGACGAACACAACGUGCUUGAUGCCCAGAAGGCCUUUGUGUCACUGGCACUCUUCAACAUUCUCCGUUUUCCUCUCAACAUGCUGCCAAUGGUCAUCAGUAGCAUGGUGCAGGCCAGUGUGUCCUUGAAGCGCCUGAGAGUGUUUCUAUCACAUGAGGAGCUGCAGGAAGACAGUGUGGAGCACAAAGCAGUAGCAGGCUCCCCACACAGUAUCUCCAUAGUGGAUGGAGUUUUCAGCUGGUCCAGAACUGAAUCACCAAUACUCAAGAAGCUGACUGUGCAUAUCCCAGAAGGCUCUCUGGUGGCCGUGGUGGGACACGUGGGUUCAGGAAAGUCCUCACUGCUCUCUGCCCUGCUCGGAGAGAUGGACAAACUAGAGGGAACCGUGACUGUCAAGGUGGCUGACACAGGUUGGGUGGCCUACGUUCCCCAGCAGGCCUGGAUCCAAAACUCCACACUCAAAGAAAACAUAAUGUUUGGUCAGGAGAGGAGAGAUUCCUGGUAUCAGUGUGUGGUGGAUGCAUGUGCCCUUCGGCCUGAUCUGGAGAUCCUUCCUGCUGGAGACGAGACCGAGAUUGGAGAGAAGGGGGUGAAUCUGUCUGGAGGUCAGAAGCAGAGGGUGAGCCUGGCCAGGGCUGUCUACUGUGACCGUGCUGUGUACCUGCUGGAUGACCCACUGUCUGCAGUUGACGCUCACGUGGGAAAACACAUCUUUGAUCAAGUCAUUGGCCCACAGGGACUGUUGAAGGACAAGACUCGUGUGCUGGUGACCCAUGGGCUGAGCUACCUGCCCCAAGCCGACCUGAUCCUGGUCAUGGUGGAGGGACAGAUCACAGAGAUGGGUUCCUACCAGCAGCUCAUGGCCACAGAGGGAGCCUUCUCUGAGUUUCAGCGAACAUACAGUGCUGUCGACCACACUGAUAACAAUGAAUCUGUACCAAAGAGUGGAACGAAAGGAAUAGACAAUGGCAGUGCGACUGCUUUUGUUGGCAGCAGUCCGGGUGUCAGCACUGUGUCCAAACUAUCCCAGAUGGGCAAGGAGGACAAGGUGCCGAGCAAGAAGGCCAAGAACCCUGAGGUGGGCAAGCUGACAGAGGCUGACAAGGCCAGCACUGGACAGGUCAAGCUGUCAGUGUUCUGGGCUUAUCUGAAAGCCAUCGGAGUGCUUCUGUCCUUCAUCAGUCUGCUGCUGUUCCUGGCCCAUCACCUGGUCUCCCUUUUCUCUAACUACUGGCUGAGCCUGUGGACUGAUGACCCUGUGGUUAACGGCACACAGCCUAACAGACUGAUGAGACUUGGAGUGUAUGGGGGUCUCGGCCUGACCCAGGGUGUGGCAGUCUUCGGUUACUCCCUCUCCAUGUCCAUCGGCGGCAUCCUGGCAUCCCGCUACCUCCACGAGUCCAUGCUGUAUGACGUCCUGCGCUCCCCUAUGUCCUUUUUUGAGCGAACCCCCAGCGGAAACCUGGUUAACCGCUUUGCAAAAGAGAUGGACACCAUUGACUCAGUGAUCCCCAGUAUUAUUAAGAUGUUCAUGGGCUCUAUGUUCAAUGUGAUGGGUGCUUGUGUUAUCAUCCUGAUCGCCACACCACUAGUUGCUAUCAUCAUUCCUUUUCUUGGCCUGAUCUACUUUUUUGUGCAGAGGUUUUAUGUGGCGUCAUCUCGCCAGCUGAAGCGUCUGGAGUCAGUCAGCCGUUCGCCCAUCUACACCCACUUCAAUGAAACUCUGCUGGGAACCUCCGUCAUCCGAGCCUUUGGUGAACAGGAGCGCUUCAUCCGUGAGAGUGACCAGCGGGUGGACCACAAUCAGAAGGCUUACUACCCCAGUAUAGUAGCAAACAGGUGGCUGGCUGUUCGCCUGGAGUUUGUAGGAAACUUCAUUGUGUCAUUUGCUGCAUUGUUUGCUGUCAUAGCCAGAGAGAGCCUCAGUCCAGGCAUCAUGGGGCUGGCUAUCUCCUAUGCCCUCCAGCUGACUGCCUCUCUGACCUGGCUGGUGAGAAUGUCCUCUGAUGUGGAGACUAACAUAGUGGCUGUGGAGAGAGUGAAAGAGUACAGUGACACAGAGAAAGAGGCUGAGUGGAAACAGGAGUCCUCCAGCCUCCCUCCAGGGUGGCCCACUAAAGGCUGCAUAGACAUCAGAGGCUUUAGCCUGCGCUAUCGCCACGAUCUGGACCCGGCCAUUCACAAUAUCAACAUCAACAUCAAUGGAGGAGAGAAGGUGGGCAUUGUGGGACGCACCGGAGCGGGGAAGUCGUCCCUGACACUGGGUCUGUUCCGGAUCAUUGAGGCAGCUGAGGGCCACAUCUUCAUCGAUGGCGUGGAUAUAGCUCAGCUGGGCCUCCAUGACCUCCGCUCUAGAAUCACCAUCAUACCACAGGACCCAGUGCUGUUUUCAGGCUCUCUGAGGAUGAACCUGGAUCCUUUUGACAGCUACUCGGAUGAGGAAAUAUGGAGGGCUUUGGAGUAUUCCCAUCUCAAGAGCUUUGUCUCUAGCCUGCCUAACAAACUCAGCCAUGAGUGUAGUGAAGGAGGAGAGAACCUCAGUGUGGGUCAGCGGCAGUUGCUGUGCCUGGCCAGAGCUCUGCUGAGGAAAACACAAAUCCUGGUUCUAGAUGAGGCAACAGCAGCUGUGGACAUGGAGACAGACAACCUAAUCCAGUCCACUAUCCGCUCUCAGUUUGAGGACUGCACUGUCCUGACAAUAGCUCAUCGCCUUAACACUAUAAUGGACUACACAAGGGUCCUGGUGUUGGACAAGGGAGAGACGGCAGAGUUUGACUCCCCCUCCAGUCUCAUCGCUCAAAGAGGUGCCUUUUACAAGAUGGCCAGGGAUGCUGGGCUGGUCUGAAAGCAGGAGGUGCCUCACUUUGUCCAGCUUCUCCUCUGAGCCCCUCCCAGCUCCUCUGGCUCCCUCCCAUGGAGGUCCUGAGUUGAAGAGUCAGAGGGAGAUCAAGUAGGGGAAUUGAGAUUUCAAGUGUUUGACUAUUUAAGCAAGAUUGUUGAUGAGAAGAGCGGGUUUGGUUUGAGCUGCCCCACCUUACACUUCCGUCCUCAUUUAACCAGACAAUUUUAUGCUGACUGUCCCAAAUAACCUUGCUUAUGCCUGUAAAGCUAGAUCAGUCUAUGAAGCCUCUGUUUCUUCCUGCCCUUUUCACAUUUUCACUGCCAUUUCUGCCAUGAAAGAGGGGGUGACAAGUUCUAACCUGAGACAGUGGUAUGUGUCUUUUAUUUUGACAGAGCAUUGUACUUGUUCUCGAGCAGGGAAGGGGAGUUUUGCUGCUCUACAGACAGAAUUUCCUGUGUAUCAUAAAUAGAAAUGGUUCACUCCUGGUUGUUGUAACCAAUGCUGAAGUUGGUAGAGGACUCCAUACUAACUGUAUAUAGUAUGUUCUAGGGCUGCCCUGAUUUUUCUCAUCCACUGGUAGUCAAAUGUUAACAGAAAAAGCAGUAAUGAUGAAUGUGUCAGAACAACCAGCAAGGAGACAUUGAACAUUUAGCUCAUUUAUUUCAACACAGUAUAACAUCAACAAGUCUCGUUCAGAACACGGAAUAAAUAAAAUCCAACUUUACUAAAACAAAUACAGCAGGACUUAUCGAUAUGAUGAAUAUAUCACUCAAUCAUCAUCAAAUUGACUCGCUACAAACUUGCUCCUCUUCCUCUGUUUAUUUCCUCUCCUGUCGCUGCCUGAACCCACCGUGUCUUCAUUCCCAGUAUAGUCCUAGUCUGAGCUGCUGUAAUUCAGCUGGCCUCCGUUGAGGCUGUAAGCCACUGGAUCCCCCGCUCCUACACUAGUAGUGUUUAAACUCCCCUUGUCCUUCCAGCUCCCAGUUCGGGUCCAGGUCCAGGUGAUUCUUCUGAGAGGGCAGUGGUCAUCAUCAGAAGGAUGUGAAGGUGUUGGCAGCUGAUUGGUCAACAGUAUCAGUUACGCUGGUGAUGUCACAGACCCAAGAAGGGGUGGUUUGUAACAUUAAACAUCAGCACAUAUAAAUCAACUACAACGCACAAACAGAUGGAAUCCGUUGGAUAGAUUCCACUCGACUGUUACUUUACGUCCAGCACUGAUUGUUUAUUUAUUGUUUGUUUGUGCUCUUUCAGCUUUAAAUUAAUGUGUUCAUUCAAGCUGCUGUUCUGGUCGUGCAGUGAUUUUCAGUCUCCAAAGUAAACUUUUGGACUUUCAGGGGAAACUCAGUUCUCUUCUUUGCCCGUACUCUGUACUCUUGGUGUGGAGAUGGGCGGCUGCAGAAGAACAAAAUAGAGUUUUAUUUUAGUUCAACUCUAAUGAGGUCAUAAGGUACUGAAUGUGCACUAAAUGAACUUUCAAACUUUCUGGUUCAUUUUUUUUAAAUGUACACAUUACAUAUGUUUUAAUUGUUUACAGCCAAGUCAUGCUUCACACAAACAAAUGGACACAGGCCAAAAGAUUUUUUUUCAAAUCUCCCAUAUUGACAUAUUUCUUUGCAUUACUGUCAUUUUGUUAGUGAGUUACUGUGUUACUUUUAGUGAAUAAAGAUAUAUUGAUUUGAAUGAGUGUUUUAACAAACUACUGUGUAUGUAGAGAGUUCUUGAACUGACAUGCAGAAAGAAAUGCCAGUUUCUAGUGUGCACUGGGAAUAGUUCAGUGCGCAUUAGGAACUCUGCUUAUAGUCCUCAGAAAUGAACGCCAAAUAUAUUAUAACUUGGUUAUAACAGUGAUCAUCUAGUGUUCCGCCAAACAUUCUUCACAUGCUCAACUUUGAGUAGUUCUGCUUACAAGUGGCAAAUGAUAUUCUGUCUUAUUGUUCUGCACAGAAGAGACAAGAUGUAUUAGCUAUAUUUUUAUCAUGGACCUCAGUAUAAAGAUAUUGCUGCUUUGCUUUGCUUUGCUGUCAACACAACAUUAUCUCGAGAGGACAUUUGUUGCCUUCUGCUGCCACCCUGAACACUCUAGAAUGAGAUUAAAGUUUAAGGAGCACACCCAAAAUGUCUUUUUUCUUGUGCACAUUGUUUCUAAUGUGCACUUCAUUCAAAAUGAACAAAAAUUCUGACAUACAUUUUCCAAGCUAUACCUACUGGCAACACCUGCCAUACAAGGUGUUUAUAGUGUGAAAGGAAUACAGGAAUAUUAAGGCAUCGUCAGUGUCACAUUUGUUACCAGCAAAGUCUCCACACUUCACAUACUGAUUCUGCAAGUGUUUUUCUUUCUUUCCAUUUGUGGAUCUGGAGUAGAUGUUUUACAGAAGCGAAUGGUCGAAUGGGAUAAAAAAAAAAAAGAAUUCUGAGAAAAGACAUAAUUUUUAGUUUGAAGUAAGUUAAAGAACCAUUCUGGAGGUAUUUGAGGGAGAAUUAGUUUUCUCAAAAUUUAGUUUGUUUUUCACAUGCCCCUGAUCCUCUUUUUGGGCCCCUGAUCUUUUUGCUCCAGGGACAGAACAGUACAUCUCCUAGAUUCCCUGUGUCACUGCUGGUCAGACUGGUUGGCUGGUGUGCGGGUACUGCACCUCUCUUACCAAGUCAUCAUUGUGGCUUUACAUUGUUAACAUCUGUAAGUAGUUCUGGGAGAUUUGGGGCCAAAUAAAGGUUCUCCUGUCUGGUGAAAAGCUGAUAAUAGCUUUGCCAGUGUUCUUAGUCAUUAUGUCCUCUAAAAGCUGUAAAAGUUUGGCUUGUGGUGAUCUUGUUCAAAUUAUUGAGACAAACUUUGGUUGUGUUUCAGCAAAUGAUUUAAAGCAUCUUGAGAUUGAAUAAAGAAUACCUGUGUGACAUAUUUAUGAUUACAAAGUCAAUAUUUGCUAUUUUAUAAUGCAUUUCUUGGUUUCUGUAAUCAGUUUCGGAAUAAAAUCGAGGUAUGUAUAAAAGCAA
This is a messenger RNA of Dicentrarchus labrax (European seabass), 7676 nucleotides long. RefSeq names its product ATP-binding cassette, sub-family C (CFTR/MRP), member 1 (gene abcc1). Gene Ontology annotation, molecular function: ATP binding; glutathione transmembrane transporter activity; ABC-type xenobiotic transporter activity. Gene Ontology annotation, cellular component: basolateral plasma membrane. Gene Ontology annotation, biological process: xenobiotic transport; glutathione transmembrane transport. The record is from RefSeq and is a predicted model, not a curated record. NCBI's taxonomy places the organism in Eukaryota, Metazoa, Chordata, Actinopteri, Moronidae. The transcript has 31 exons. The coding region runs from base 102 to 4691 and encodes 1529 amino acids.